Molecule: messenger RNA, 937 nt
Organism: Solanum stenotomum
Lineage: Eukaryota; Viridiplantae; Streptophyta; Magnoliopsida; Solanales; Solanaceae
Product: nodulin-related protein 1-like
Exons: 1
Coding region: 278-784 (168 amino acids)
Biological process (GO): regulation of abscisic acid biosynthetic process; response to heat
Source: RefSeq, a predicted model, not a curated record
UUGGUACACGGAUCACACACACGAGUUGUCUACUCGUUUAAGCUUUACACCACAACGUGUUGACUUGUACAACAACCAAAAAUACAAAAUUAUAAUGAGAUAGCCCUUUCCUUCCCCUAAACAAUUUAAUACUUUAAAAAUCACCCCUUUAUAAAUAUAUUCAUAGCUACCAUUGUUCAUUCAUCAAUACCCAAAAUUUUUAUCACAUAAUCUCGAGAACCUAUCAACUUGUUCGCAUCUCAAUUAUUUUAUUAAUCGAAAACUACUAGUUCAUUCUAUGGAUCCAAAACAAGCCAAGACCACAUCCGGAUCGGGUCAUUCAUCGACCCAUAAGCCCAACAGCCACCCGAAGCCAUCCAAAUCUGAGCUGAUGUCCAGCGCCAAGCUAGUAGCUGACGCUGCCAAAGCAAAACUCCAUCACGAUCCAAAACAAUUUGAGAAAUCGGAGCUCGCCGGAGCUGCCGCUGACCUCCUUAACGCCGCUUCACAGUACGGUAAAAUAGAAGAGACAGGGAUCGGGAAAUUCGUCGGAAAAGCAGAGACUUUUCUCCAUAAAUACGAAACGUCUCAUCAUUCCACCACCACCGCCGCCGCGACUGCACAUACGCAGUCAUCGGGGCAUACAGGUGGGGGAAAACAUGAAAAAGCAGGAAGUGGAUAUGGCGAGUAUAUUAAAAUGGCGGAAGGACUUUUGAAGAAAAAUUCCGAUGGGAGUCAGUCGUCGGAAUCUGGUAAAAAAGGAGAUUAUCUGAAGAUGGCCGGAGAUUUCUUGAAGAAGCAUUGACCUAUUUAAUUUUUCUGAAAUUAUGUAUUACUAAUUGUAUUUUGCUUUGAAAGUUCUAUUUUAUGUUGGAUAAAAUGUGAUUUGUAAUGUGUGGCUAGGCUGCAUUACCACUUGUGUUAAGCCAAUUAAUGAAAAUAAAUUUGUUUUAGAGAA